Molecule: messenger RNA, 730 nt
Organism: Dendrobium catenatum
Lineage: Eukaryota; Viridiplantae; Streptophyta; Magnoliopsida; Asparagales; Orchidaceae
Product: BAG family molecular chaperone regulator 1
Exons: 3
Coding region: 90-707 (205 amino acids)
Biological process (GO): protein stabilization
Cellular component (GO): cytoplasm
Molecular function (GO): protein-folding chaperone binding; adenyl-nucleotide exchange factor activity
Source: RefSeq, a predicted model, not a curated record
GCGAUCCCUGAGCUGGACUGUCGGUGGCAAAACCCCCGGUUUCUGAAGAGAGAUCCGGCGGCAGGUUUCGGCAAGGUUCCGACGACGAGAUGAUGAGGGGGUCGGGAUUCGACGGAGGAUUGAGGGGAGUGAAGACGGAUCCACCGGUGGAGUUGGAGUGGGAGAUGAGGCCUGGGGGGAUGCUGGUUCAGAGGCGGCUCCUCGAUCCUGGAGCACAGCCGCCGCCGAUGAUACGCCUCCGGAUCUGUUAUGGUGAAUCGAAGUUUGAGGUCUCCGUUGGUCCCCGGGCAACUUUCAGGGAGUUGAAGAAGGAACUGGAGGCAGAGACGGGUCUGCGGCAGGCGGAGCAGAGGGUAAUCUACAGAGGUAAAGAGAGAGAAAAUGGGGAGUUUUUGGACAGAUGUGGGGUGAAGGAUCGAUCGAAAUUGGUGGUGAUGGAGGAACCUUCAAGCCGCGAGCGGCGCUAUAUUGAGAUGCGUCGGAAUGCAAAGAUCCAGAGCAGUGCUCUUGCCAUCGCCGCCCUGUCGUUGGAGGUCGAUAAAUAUGCCGCCCAGGUUUCAGCAAUUGAGAAAUCUAUUUCCAGUAGAAAGAAGGUGCCUGAACUGCAGAUUACCACAUUAAUAGAGCUGCUUAUGAGACAAGCAGUCAAGCUAGAUGGCAUUGUUGCUGAAGGAGAUACUUCCUUUCAGAAAACACUAUUGGUAUAAUGUCUUUCUUUAUUUUUAAAAUA